AUGCUGAUUGUAGAAGACGUGCGCAACAAGACCAAGACCUGGAUCUCGACUAGGAACGGCAAAACACCUCGUAACUGGCGCGCCAGCCCCGGCACCAUUGUCAUGAAGUUCGGCGAGCAGCUCCGUUCGAGCAUCAUCUCCGAGUACCAGUGGUACUAUAUCGACUAUGACGCUCUCAAGCAGCGUCUGAAGAAGGCCACCGCCCACUCUGCCGCCGAGUCCUCGAACGCAACCCCAGACUGGGACAAUGACGAUGAGGUCGAGUUCGUCAGGCUCCUCGACGACCAGCUCGAGAAGGUCUAUCGAAAGACCCAGGUCAAGACCUCUGAGAUCCAGCGAAGGAUUAUGUGGGAGCAGAAAGAGGUCGAUGCUCUCGUUAAGCGGAUGGCUGAGCGCGGUCCCAACGAGGCAGGACCGAGCGAGGAAGAGUUCAUUGCCAGGGAAGAGUUUCUCAGUGAUAUCAUUGCCGAUGUCCAUGACCUUGCCAAGUUCGUCCAGGUCAACUACACCGGCUUCCUCAAGAUCAUCAAGAAGCAUGACAAGGUCACCGGCCAGCAUCUGAAGCCGAUUUGGGGCGUCAUGAUGAGCCAAAAGGCCUUCUUCAAGGAAGACUACGAUAGGGACGUUGUCAAACUGUCAAGAAUGUACGAUAUUGUUCGAACACGAGGUAACCCUGUCAAGGGUGACAGUUCAGCCGGAGGAAGCCAGGGAAGUUUCGUGCGUCAGACGACCAAGUACUGGGUUCACAAGGAAAACAUCACCGAGCUCAAGCUCAUCAUCUUGAAGCAUCUUCCAGUGCUUGUGUUCAACCCAAAGAAGGAAUUCGAGGCCGCAGAUGCCGCGAUCACGUCCAUCUACUACGAUAAUCCUGAAACAUGGGAGUUGUACGAGGGCCGACUCAAGAAGACUGAGGGAGCUGAAGCCAUCCGACUUCGAUGGUAUGGCGGCAUGCAGACUGACCAAAUCUUUGUUGAAAGGAAGACGCAUCGUGAAGACUGGACUGGAGAAAGCUCGGUCAAGGCACGAUUCUCUAUCAAAGAAAAGAACGUCAACGCCUAUAUGCGCGGAGACCUUCUCCCACGAGCCAUCUUUGAAAAGGCUCGCAAGGAGGGCAAGAAGUCAGAGAAACAGAUUGCAGAGGACGAAAAACUCGCACAAGAGGUCCAAUGGUCGGUCUUGAAGAAGGGCUAUAAGCCAGUCUGCAGAUCCUUCUACAACCGGACAGCCUUUCAACUGCCAGCGGACGCUCGUGUUCGUAUCUCACUUGACACAGAACUAACCAUGGUUCGGGAAGACAACCUUGACGGUGCUAAGCGCUCCGGUGACAAUUGGAGACGGAUGGAUAUCGGCAUUGACUACCCAUUUUCUCAGCUGCCCCCCAGUGAUAUUGAGCGCUUCCCUUAUGCUGUUCUAGAGGUCAAGCUCCAGACACAGCACGGUCAGGAGCCUCCUGAAUGGGUCCGCCAGCUUAUCGGAAGUCACCUCGUCGAGGCUGUUCCCAAGUUCUCCAAAUUUAUCCACGGAACUGCCACGCUCUUCCCUGACCGCAUUCAUUUGCUGCCCUACUGGUUCCCACAGAUGGACGUUGACAUUCGCAAGCCAGCAGUGCAGGACUUUGGUAUUCGCAGGCCGGGUCAGUCUCCUGCUAGUGGUACGACAUCUGACGAGGAGGAUGAGGAUGACCUGGACUCGGAUGAUGAAGAAGAGCACCCGCGCAACGGACAGGGCGACCAGUCCAAUGGACGGACGAACUUCAACGGAGGUCAACCCCGCAACCUCACCGAUCUCGAGGACCAGACGGUGGGAGAGGUCUUGGCCAAUGCAGACUAUGAUCUCUAUGACUCUGACGAUGAGUCGGAUUCAGAAGAUGCCCUCGAGGAAGCUAGGCGUGUUGGUGGCUGGACAUACUAUUCGAAAGUCGCUCAGAAGUAUUCAAAGGCGGCUGGCAAUGGCGCGUUGAGUGUCAUGAAAGCUUUGGUACCACAUCCUCGUGGAUCUGCCAUUGGUCCAAGCAAUCGUCAACGCAUGUUCUUUGGUGGUCAAGAGCUUCAAACAAAGAAGUUCAAGGCACCCAAGGGAAAGAAGAUCUACGUUCCAGUCAGAGUUGAGCCCAAGGUUUACUUUGCUGCCGAACGAACGUUCCUUGGUUGGCUCGAGUUUUCCAUCUACAUUGGCACCAUUGCUGUGACUUUGCUGAACUUUGGCGUCAAGCCCACCAAGACUUCCUUUAUUGUCUCGGGUAUUUUCACUCUUCUAGCCAUCAUGUCCCUUUGCUAUUCUGUCGGCAUAUAUCUCUACCGAAGCUCUGCUAUAAGGGAGCGACGAGUGGUGAAGUACUACGACAGAUGGGGACCAACUACGCUCUGCGUGGCACUCUUUAUCGCAGUGGCAUUGAACUUUGUGUUUGAGGGCAAGGAGCGACGAUUCUGGUAA
Messenger RNA from Pestalotiopsis fici W106-1, 2433 nucleotides. RefSeq lists its product as uncharacterized. Gene Ontology annotation, cellular component: vacuolar transporter chaperone complex; fungal-type vacuole membrane. The record is from RefSeq and is a predicted model, not a curated record. The coding region runs from base 1 to 2433 and encodes 810 amino acids. NCBI's taxonomy places the organism in Eukaryota, Fungi, Ascomycota, Sordariomycetes, Amphisphaeriales, Sporocadaceae. The transcript has 2 exons. Gene Ontology annotation, biological process: microautophagy; vacuolar transport; polyphosphate metabolic process.